Messenger RNA from Toxoplasma gondii ME49, 2513 nucleotides. RefSeq lists its product as hypothetical. NCBI's taxonomy places the organism in Eukaryota, Apicomplexa, Conoidasida, Eucoccidiorida, Sarcocystidae. The transcript has a single exon. The coding region runs from base 569 to 1807 and encodes 412 amino acids. The record is from RefSeq and is a predicted model, not a curated record.
CUACUGCUGGUGUCCGUUCCUACCAGUUGCUUGAACAUGUAAAAACGAUUGAAUGCUUUGUUUCCCCAACCCCAUCGCGGGCCACGAUUUAGCAAACCCCUGAACCUAGCUACGUCGGACGUUUUGUGAUGAAGGUAGACGAAUGCGUUUUGGCGUCUCUGCUGGUUCACAGCGGCAGCAGCUGGCUGAAGAACGUGUAAAAGGACUAGAUUAAAGUGUCUAACAGUUUCGCGAGUGACUUUCUCCAAGACCACCGUCAAUCCCUGACAGAAAAGUCGGUGACUUGUGAUGGAAAAACAGAGCCGCGCCGCUGCAUUCCUGUCAACGAAGGGGAAGCGGUUGGAAGCCCUUCAAGCUACAUUUGAAUUUUUUUGUUUUUCAAUGCGUCUACGUCACUUCUUGUGGGUUUUUGUGUUUAGCGAUUGUGUGUCCGUUGUGUCCUGGGCCCGAUGUUUCAAUCGUUUUUCCUUGACUAUCGUGGCGGUAGUUUUUUUCCCUUGGAUCGAAGGCAUGAGUGUUGAUUGACUGCUGGUGACGUCUGACUUCCGUUACCGUUACGUGUUAUAUCAUGGAGUCAGUCAAGCGUGCUUCUGUGGACCGGCUGGGUAACGCAUCUUUAUGCCGGCCACCAGGGUUUUUCAGAUGCAUAAGCAUGUGGCUAGUUGCCCUUGCCCUAGGGGAGCAGCUUGUGUUUUCCCGUUUUGACUCGGUAGGGGCCGUCGAUUGUCCUCAACUGCAGGAAAGCGUGAAGCUGCUGGCCGCAAACAAGGUCCUGGAAUCUCUUCGACGGGAACCGAUAUCUCUGUCGGCUUUUAACUACACAACGCUGGAGUUCGCUCAAAGUACCACUAAUCUCAUAUUGGCUAAAGAGAUGGACAAUGCCUUGCGUGAACAUUCGAAGUCGUUUCUGGGCAGCGACGACCAAUGCACUGCGUUUCUUCGUCGUCUGCUGACUGCAAACUGUUUCAAAACCAGUCCAGAUGAUACCUAUUCGUGGCAACAGGUCGUAGACCGCGUACCCAUGUUAUUAUCCUACUACGAGCGGGAAUGGAUUUUCGAGGCCACUGCGGAAGAAAUUGAUUUAGAGUUCCGGAGAAAUAAAAUCGAUCUGAAGACUUUUGAAAGUACUAAGACGGCAGAAGAAGCUGUACAGCUUCUUUUUGACAAGCUGACUCCAGUGGUGGAGGAGCUGAUGAAGAAGUGGCCUGAGGAAGCGAUACGAGAGAUUUCUCUGAAACAGUGUCUGGCCGGUGUUAAACCGCUGCUAGUUGGUAGGAUGGUUUUUCAGCACACGGGUACAAAAACCGUUAGCGAGAUAUUUGGUCCCUACCUUGAACCCAACUGGAUGGAUGUGCCUUUGGCAAAGCCCCAGAACACGUUGACCUCCGGAAGCGGAAUCUAUGGUCGCCUAUACCAAAUGCAGGAUGAGAUAACGGCUGCUUUGAGUAAGAAAAAGAUCGACUUCAAGAGCUUUCUCAAAUAUCAGUCUCCACAGGAGGCUUUUCAACGUCUUAGGGGCCGCAUCCGGCGUCACGUGGUCCAGUUACGGGAGAAAUGGACUCCGUAUGAAAGAGCAGCAGCAACUGAAGAUGGAUGCGUCGACGUGAUACUUGCAACACUUGAUCCUGCUAAGGUGUUCACCAAUACGAGUGACAAAACAGCCCACGAGAUCUUCGGGGGCUAUGGGGAAAAGAAAUGGGAGGAAGUCAUUCCAACACCAAGUGGCGCUGUUGCUGUUUACAACCAAGUGACGCAAGUGUGCCUGUCUGUCUCAGGAGCGUUCUGUCUGGCGUUGCUUUUUGUGUAAAAUCGUCACUGAAGUGGUGGAUAGAGGAACGCCGGCGCAUUCGUGCGGGUAUUUCACUUUAGAUCUCGGAGACCAUCAGAGAGUCUGUACAGGGUCCAUCAUCAUCGUAACGGAGGCCCCUCUGCCUCGAGGAUAGCUCAUGUGAAACAGCUAAGUGUUUCGCAGGUGUUGCUAUUUUGCUGUGUUCCGCGUCACGUUUUCUCCCGUUUUCUGAGAGUUCCUUGCGGAAAGGUGCCUGUAGGACGGCGGGCACACUGAGAGAGAACGCUUGCGGUGGAAAUGUUCCGUGUCACGAGGUGCAUAUUCAUCAUACAGACUUAUAUUACAUGCACCUGGCUCAGCACACGCUGUACAAGUUUUGUCUACGGACAUGCAUUUUCGAGCACAAAUAGAUACUCCUGUUGUUAUCCGAAACAUGAUCAUGAGCACCCGUAAAGGCAGUUCAUCCAAUGGAUGGUGCGCAGCGUUUGUGUGCAGCUGCAACUUGGUUUCGUGCGUUGUUGUUUCGAAGCGCUAAACACAAAUACUUCCCUACAAUCACGUUGAAUUGGGUUCGGAAGCAUUCGCACGAGUUCCAUUGCAAGAGACGCGGUCUGGUUCUUUGCCGAUAAAACUACACGCCGCAGCCCUGUAGACAGCACUCUUUGUAUAAACUUAUAGCACUACGAAUAAUCCGGUCUCAAGGACGCUGGCAGAAAAACCCGAU